Messenger RNA from Opisthocomus hoazin, 1356 nucleotides. NCBI's taxonomy places the organism in Eukaryota, Metazoa, Chordata, Aves, Opisthocomiformes, Opisthocomidae. The record is from RefSeq and is a predicted model, not a curated record.
GUUGUCCUCUUCUGCUUUCAGGAUGGGAAGGAAUUUGGAAUUGGGGAGCUCGUCUGGGGAAAGAUCAAAGGCUUCUCGUGGUGGCCUGCGAUCGUCGUCUCCUACAGGGCCACGGCCAAGCGCCAGGCGGUCUCAGGCAUGCGGUGGGUGCAGUGGUUCGGAGACGGGAAGUUCUCCGAGGGUUGGUUCUGGGUCGUGCCUGCAAAUUGCCUUGAGAGCGAUCACUGCGGGAGCUCCCGCCGCCCUCCAGAAUUAAUCGUGUCCCCCGUCUGCUGCGGCGAUGGGGACAGCUCGCAGGAAAACCCUCCUUUCUCUGCUGGGACUGUUCCCAAGUGCAGCCAUGGGGCCAAGCUCUGCCUGUCCCGGGGGAUCCAGGGAGCUCCCGGGGCCCGAGGCUGGUCCCCAGGGAGCCACCUGUGCCUUGCAGAGAACGGGGCCCUGGGGAACGGGCUGGAGAAGGUGCUCUCCCUCGAGCAGUACCCCCCCACCAAGAGGCUGAAGACCAACCUCUGCAACAACAGCAAGGAGCAGCGGGUGGAGGAGGACCAGACCCGAGAGCAAAUGGUGUCUGAAGUUACGAACAACAGUGGGAGUCUCGAAGGUAACCGAUCGCGCUGCCUCUCUCGGGACGAGGAUAGAUUCCUGGAGCUCUUCUACAUGUACGACGAAGACGGCUACCAGUCCUACUGCACCGCUGCACCCAAAAUCUACCCCACAGUCCCGCCAGCGAACCGGAGACCUAUUCGAGUGCUCUCUUUGUUUGAUGGCAUAGCAACAGGGUACCUGGUGCUGAAGGACUUGGGCAUCCAGGUGGAGAAGUACAUCGCCUCGGAGAUCUGCGAAGACCCCAUUGCCGUGGGCACCAUGCGGCACGAGGGCAACAUCACCUACGUGCACGACGUCAGGAACAUAACCAAGAGAAACAUCGAGGAGUGGGGUCCCUUCGACCUGGUGAUCGGCGGAAGCCCCUGUAACGACCUCUCGCUUGUCAGCCCGGCCAGGAAGGGGCUGUAUGGUAAGGCUGCUUUGCCUCGGCACGGCUGGGUGCCCCGGGGUGCUCCCGGGGCGCGGACAGCCACCCCUGUAGCCCCCCACUACCAAAACCUUGCUACGCAAACCCAGUACGGGAGGGCAGCCAGGCCCCCCGGACCCGUGCCCCCGUGCCACGGCCGGUCCCAGCCCGUGGCUCUGGCAUUCUCCCUUGCAGAAGGAACCGGGAGGCUGUUCUUCGAGUUUUACCACCUGCUCAACUACGCCCGUCCCAAGGCGGGAGAGGAGCGCCCUUUCUUCUGGAUGUUCGAGAACGUGGUGGCCAUGAGAGUCAACGACAAGAGGGACAUUUCUCGGUUUCUGGAG